Molecule: messenger RNA, 1998 nt
Organism: Pyrenophora tritici-repentis Pt-1C-BFP
Lineage: Eukaryota; Fungi; Ascomycota; Dothideomycetes; Pleosporales; Pleosporaceae
Product: Med15 multi-domain protein
Source: RefSeq, a predicted model, not a curated record
AUGUCCCAGUACAACCACAUGCCCCCUCCAGGACCUUACGUCCCUCCUAACCAGAGCGCCCCGGCGCAGCAGCAUGCCUCUCAAGCACCCACGUCCCACCAGUACAACACGGGGAGUUAUGGAUGCUCAAAUCAGGCUCAGAAGGGGGUUGGAGGUUUUGGACAAAUGAUGAACCAGCGAUUGGAGCAGGCGGUGACAACUGGGAAACCAAUGUUGAACAAGCUGGGCAAUGCUAUCAGCUCAAAACUCGGAAACAAGCCUACGCCAGGCCCGCCUCAGCAUCUGCAAAACUAUCAGAACUAUCAGAAUCAAUACGGACAACACAACCAAGCACAAACGUAUCAGCAACCUCAUGGCCAGAGUCUCAGCCCUCCACCACCGCCGCAGCAGAACUGGGGCCAUCCCCCUCCACCUCGCCCGUCGAAUGCCUCUCCAGCUGCCCAGCAUUCCCCGUACCAGCAACCGACCCACCAUACGCCGACUUCAGGACCCCCGGGGCAAAUCAACUAUUUCCCGCAGCAGACGAACCAAGCGCCUGCCACGCAAGCAUACACGCAUCAGUCGCCGCCCACUACGCUCGGAUACAAUCCGUCGCAGUACAGUCAAGGCGGGAGCCCGGGUGGGCAGAUGCAAACACAAGGACAACUCGGACAGGGGCAGGAUAUGCAGGGUCACCUUUCAGCAUCGUUCCAAACACAUAAUCAAGUCCAAAGUCACCACACUGGGCAACAGAUGGGUGUAGUCGGAGGAUCACAGGGCGUCCAGAACACGUCUUCUCCCCAUACUUCAAGUGUGUCACCAGUAGUACCCGCGCAGCAAUGGGGGCAUCUAAGUACUGAGCACACGUCUGGAGUUGUCAGUCAGUCACAGGCUGAUGUGCCAACAAAACCCUUGCAGCCAUACUCUCCUACUCCAACCCCGAACCCCUUGGAACAAAAAGAGCAAAAGCAGCAGCAGCUCUGGAACCUUUGGAACAGUGCGACUCCUGUCAACACUCUGCCCCAGGGACAGUUGCAGACGUUACCAGGCACGGCCAAUUCGUCAAACACACACGAUUCGAAUUCUGCACCCCAGAUACCGUCGAACAAGCCUGUGCACUCAAGUCUGCAACCAGUUUCUCCAUUACAAGACAAUGGCGCACAUUCUGGCCCAACCGAAUUCAUUGCUGAGCUGCCUGGCGAUAUGGGAAGCCUGACUCUGCUGGAAGCAAAGCCCCAGACAUGUGGGCUAGGCAUUACAGGCUCACAAUACCAGGCCUAUCGUCCUUCAGGGUCGCAGACGGGGUCACCCUCGCCUGGACCCAACGCAGCCCACCAGACAUCAAAUGGCAGUAACAAGCCACUGGCGGACCCGUGGAGAUUUACAAACAUAGCGACUGAAACUCCGACACGGGAAUUUUAUAUUCUUGCAGACUUGCUUUUUGAUGCACUGGACCGGAAGUUUGAACCUAGGCACACGGGCCUGUUGGAAGCGCCAAAGAUGCUUGGGGGCUGGGUCAGGUUGACGCAAGAUGCACGUGAUCUCUUCUCGUACAAGUCUUACAGCGCUUUUGCCAAGUUAUGGAGUCUCGAAGGCAUCCCGCACAUGAUGGUACCUUGCGAGGCUGCUUUAGCGCCAAAUUGGAACUUUGACCAGGAUAUGCAUGCGCGCGAUAUGCAAGUAUGCCAGAACCCGCCGACAUCAUAUUCACGAUAUCCAACGUACAUGCCAGCGCUGAACCGGGCAGGUUGGUACAAGUUCUUCUUUCUCGAGAUGAUGCACGCACCGGACGAUAUUGAAGCCUUGGUACCGGCACUUUGCGCCGACACUUACAAGCCGGGAGUGCUCCAGCACCCUGAUCUCAACAAGCGCGACAGAACAGACAUGGGCGGACUACAAGCUAGAGCUGCCGCGGUGAAGACAUUUGCGAUGCAGCGGGUGUGCGAAGAGACGAAGGCGGCCAUGGCAGAAGAUCCGGAUGUUUCCCCCGGGCACAGGCACGCAGGCAUGGGUUCAUGA